Molecule: messenger RNA, 621 nt
Organism: Penicillium roqueforti
Lineage: Eukaryota; Fungi; Ascomycota; Eurotiomycetes; Eurotiales; Aspergillaceae
Product: GAF domain-containing protein
Exons: 4
Coding region: 1-621 (206 amino acids)
Cellular component (GO): cytosol
Molecular function (GO): L-methionine (R)-S-oxide reductase activity; protein binding
Source: RefSeq, a predicted model, not a curated record
AUGCCUCACGCCGACUCCUCCUAUUUCACUCCCGGCAGCUCCAAGGCCGAAAUAUACGAACAGCUCCUGCUGUCCACACAAGGUCUCCUAGACGGCCAACGGAAUUGGGUUAGCAACCUCUCCAACGUCGCCUCCCUCCUCUGGCACGCCUACGGCUCCCUCCCAGCCCCCUCCUCAGCCGUCAACUGGGCCGGCUUCUACAUCCGCGACGACAAAUUCCCCGCCCUCGCCUCGCCCGUCUCCUCGCCGCCCUUACCAGGCGCACCCGGGUACGGCGGCGUCAUCAUCUCAACUACAUACUCCUGCUCGGGCGAUCAGAUCCUGCUCCUCGGGCCGUUCCAGGGAAAGCCCGCGUGCCAGGAGAUCAAGUUCGGGAAGGGCGUUUGCGGCACGGCGGCUGCGAAGCAGGAGACUGUUGUCGUGCCUGAUGUGCUGACUUUCCCGGGGCAUAUUGCGUGCGAUGCGGAGAGUCGGAGUGAGAUUGUGGUGCCUAUUUUGGUGAAUGGUGAGACGGUCGCUAUUAUUGAUAUCGACUGCACUGAGCCUUCUGGGUUUGAUGAUGUGGAUAAGGAGUACUUGGAGAAAUUGGCUGCUUUGUUGGCUGAGCACUGCGAUUGGUAA